Messenger RNA from Alligator mississippiensis (American alligator), 7147 nucleotides. It is a transcript of the gene TACR3, whose product is annotated as tachykinin receptor 3. The coding region runs from base 231 to 1559 and encodes 442 amino acids. Gene Ontology annotation, biological process: G protein-coupled receptor signaling pathway; positive regulation of flagellated sperm motility. The record is from RefSeq and is a predicted model, not a curated record. Gene Ontology annotation, cellular component: sperm midpiece; plasma membrane. NCBI's taxonomy places the organism in Eukaryota, Metazoa, Chordata, Crocodylia, Alligatoridae. Gene Ontology annotation, molecular function: tachykinin receptor activity. The transcript is spliced from 5 exons.
UGAGCUGAGAGCGAAGGGGACUUUACACUUAGAAGCAGCAGCAAUACUGGUCCAGCUAAUGUAGCAUCCUUCAUGGUCUAAACAGCAUAACCACAAAUGAUAUUGCUCAAGCCUGCUCUUAUCCCUCACUCACUCCCUUACACUUGUUUUGUUACCUAACAUUUUUGGGGGAGGGGGAAAAGGCUGAGGGGUAUUUUUCAUUGCUGGGAAGAGGGGAGAGAACACUCAAGAUGACUUCUUUACCGGCAGCCAACUGGAGUGCAAAUGAGAGCAGCAGAUGGAACAUGAGCUUUGCUGGACCAGGGGACAGCUGGGAGCAACCACUGGGGCCACAGGCUGGGAAUGCUUCUCCCCCUGUACAGUCCUCAUCAGCCAACUUCUCCAACCAGUUUGUACAGCCCUCUUGGCGCAUUGCCCUGUGGUCUCUGGCUUAUGGUGGGGUGGUGGCUGUCGCUGUCUUUGGAAAUCUGAUUGUCAUCUGGAUCAUCUUGGCUCACAAGCGCAUGAGGACAGUGACCAACUAUUUCCUGGUGAACCUGGCCUUCUCAGAUGCUUCCAUGGCAGCUUUCAACACCCUCAUCAACUUCAUCUACGCCCUGCACAGUGAGUGGUACUUUGGGGAGGCUUACUGCCGUUUCCAUAACUUCUUCCCCAUCACUGCAGUCUUCGCUAGCAUCUACUCCAUGACAGCAAUUGCGGUUGACAGAUACAUGGCCAUUAUUGAUCCCUUGAAGCCCAGGCUGUCUGCAACUGCUACUAAGGUAGUCAUUGGGAGCAUAUGGAUUUUGGCUUUCCUACUUGCAUUUCCACAGUGUCUCUACUCCAUAACCAAGGUGAUGCCUGGGAGAACGCUCUGCUAUGUAGCAUGGCCAGGUGGUCCAAAACAGCAUUUUACGUAUCAUGUCAUUGUGAUUGUACUGGUAUACUGUUUUCCACUGCUUGUCAUGGGUAUCACUUAUACCAUAGUUGGAGUUACCCUAUGGGGAGGAGAGAUUCCAGGUGACACAUCUGACAAAUAUCAUGAACAGCUCAAAGCUAAGAGAAAGGUAGUAAAAAUGAUGAUUGUUGUCGUGUUGACAUUUGCAGUCUGUUGGCUGCCCUAUCACAUUUACUUCGUCAUUACUGGGAUCUACCAACAGUUAAAUCGUUGGAAAUACAUUCAGCAAAUCUACCUAGCCAGCUUCUGGCUUGCCAUGAGCUCCACAAUGUAUAACCCUAUUAUCUACUGUUGUCUUAAUAAGAGAUUCCGAGCUGGUUUCAAGAGAGCAUUUCGUUGGUGCCCGUUUAUUGAAGUUUCUAGCUAUGAUGAGCUGGAGCUCAAGGUAGCCAGGUUUCAUCCCACCAGACAAAGUAGUUUGUAUACUGUUUCAAGAAUGGAGUCUAGCAUGAUGGUAGUGUUUGACCCAAAUGAUGGAGAUAAUUCCAAGUCUACCAGAAAGAAAAGAGCUGCUUUACGGGACACAAGUUUCAAUGGCUGUUCACAAGGGAAUUCUAAAACCAUGUCUACAACCUCCAGUUUCAUCAGCUCACCCUACACAUCGGUGGAUGAAUAUUCCUAAGGACCCCAAUAACUUUGCAACAGUUGUGAACAGGGCAGUGUUGUGCAUGAAAGCUAAUGUUGUUCCACCUUAGAACCAAAUAGUCAUGCUACAGGAAGGCAGUCAUGAUCCCAGUGGUAAACCUAACUGUAAAUAUCAUAAGAAUUAUUGGCCAGGCUUACAUUUGUGCUUUGGGAGAAAUAGAGAAACUCUAAAGACAUCUGUUUACAUCAGUCUGACAACACAGUGGCACUUUGUACGUAAAACUGCCUAAGUAUUAUUUGAAACAAAUUAACAACAUAAAUUUAUUGUUCUUGUUGAUCUGUAAUGACCUGCUGAUAGUCACAUUUCACUGAUCAAGAUGUAACAAAGCAGCUUCAACAUAUUACAGUACAAAAUAUUCUGGAUUUUUAUGUUGCUCAUUUACAGAAGGAAAGUUACAUUAUACUGGGUAUAACAUGUCCUUCUCAAUCUAGUCAUAAUUAACCCCAGAUCCUGUUCUCCAUUACACAAAAGUCCGAACCCAUUCCUGAUUUUCCUCCUCAGGAUGUUAUCCUGCUGAAUUCAAUAUGAAGUUCAGUCCUGUUCAGAGCGUGAUCUAUACCAUGCUUAAGUCCUGCUUAAGCUCUAGCUUUUAGGGUUUGAGUCAAUUUUAACUGGGGUAUAGAUUUUGUGCUCACUCCUGCAUAUAAAUUAAUCCCACUUUGGAUGAGAAAACUGGGCUUUAUUUCCCCUACAGUUCUCUUCUCUCUUAAGAGGACUACUGGCUUCAAAAUGAAGAUCACUUAACAUAAUCUGUAUAAAAGAUCUUCAUUAAAUGUGAAUUUAUGUGAUUCUGCUGAAGAGAUCUCUCUUCAGUAUGACAGUAUUUAAAAAUGCCUUAACAGAAGAAAUAGAUAUUAUUUCAUAGGGAUUAUGUGGCAUUAACUUUGUCACUGAAUAAUUUGUAUGUAUAAAUAAAUUCAGACAAGUGAAACUCAUGGUCAAUUACCCAUUUUCUUGCAGAAGCAAGAUAGUGCACAUCCUCUUUCUUCAGAUACAAACCUGCUCUUUUUAGAAGUGGCUUGAGCAUUGGUGAUACAUACAGGAAGCACAGUGGGGGGAGCACGUGCCCCCCUUACCCACCGCAAAUUGGCUCCUGGAAGUGAGGGCGCCGGGAGAAGCACCAAUGGGCCCCCCCUGCGGCAAGAGAAGUGCCAAUGUGCCCCCUUUGUGCUAAGAGAAGUGCUGGUGGCAAAACCAGAAGUGUUGGUGGAAGUGUCACUGGCACUUCCAGUUUCACUGCUGGUGGUUCUGGGAUCAGCGAUUGGCCGCUGGGGGACAUUCCCCCUCCCCCCAGUCAGCGAUCAGCUGCUGAGGGACACCACUUACCCCCGAUCGGUGAUCAGCGGCUUGUGCUCUCCCAGAAUCAUAAGGCACCAGUCGCCCAUGACAAGCCAUAAAUGCUAUUCAUUUCAGUUCAAGUUAAAAUAUGGCCACUGUCCCAGAUGAGCAGUUUGUUCUUGCAAGGUUAUGAUCCAAGAUAUCAAGAGAGUUUAAUUCAAAAUAAAAGUGGAUGCUGUGGGAUAACUGGCAAGCUUUUCCCAUCAUUGUGUGCUAACAGCAGCUUCCAAAAUUUUUGCAGCAUUUACAUUCCAGCAAAACUUAACUCUAUCCCUGAUGUAGUUUUCAGCAUGCACUGUAUCAUCAACUAAUCCAGAUUUGGGGCCAGAAACAACCAUUUGUAUUAUGUCCUAGUCUGACUUUAAAGUCGGAAAAUGGUAGAUAAUACUGAUGAUGAGCAUGACUUUUAGUCAUGUAAAUUUAGACAGCUAAAAAUGUGUGAUGUUUUACACUGUAUGAAAAUUGUCCUUCAACAACUUCUCCAUAACAUUCUAAAGCAUUGCAGUGUUCUUCAAUGAAUUUUACAGGUCUGCCUCACACUUCUGUUUCUGCACCCAUACUACCAAAAGCAAAUGGAUCAUUUAAUAUUUAAGGACCUGACUGCAUCCACACAUAUGAUGCUAAGGGAUCUAUAUUGUCUAAUCAUGAGCCUGCAGCUGUUGCACCUGCAAAAUGUAGGUGGAAAAACAAGUCUCAACAUUCACAAAAUGGUCCUAUGGACCAUCGUAUUGCAAAAGUAUAUUUCCUCAAAUAUAGGAGAGAGUUUUUUUAUGGGUGUGUUUAGAAAUUUUGUGGUGACAUUUUUAGGAGGCUAACAGCCCCCAAAUACGAAACAAAUAUAAAAGAUUAGCUUCUGACAUUUUCAUAUAAUAAAGUUUUCAGAAAAGUAGCCUUUAAAAAAAAUCACCUUGUGUGACAAAAAAUUAAUCCUUUGAGAAGGUGAGCACCUCCUGAGAGGUUCAAUAUGUGCUCAUCUCCUACAGUGUACAUAAAUCUCCAGUUUUCACUCUGUGCUUCUUCAAGCAAAUUUGCAGAGAGGACAGAAGAUUCUAACUGCUUACAUAAGAACUGACUAAACAUCUCAAGACUUGGCCCACAUGGGUUGAGGGCAUCUAGCACUUCUGUAGCUGGGCAUGCCAUAGGUUUGGUAGAUACUAGGGAAGAAGUGUUCAGUGUUCAAUCAUCUUAAUUCAAAAUUAACAUGGCUACAGUCCUUGUGUUGCUCAACAGCAAUGAGGUCUCUUAAGAUUAGCGCUCUUUAAAUUAUGACAAGCACACCUUCUGAAUCACUGGAGAAUCCAGCACUAUACUGUUGAAGUUAGCUGUUAUGUUACCAUGAAAUCUCAAGUGUCUUUAAUAUAAAUCUCCCUUUUUUUCUGAUAUAAGAAGUACUGCAUGAUUGACUCUGUAAAGACACUUAGACCCAUAUCUGUCCAAUACAUGUGUAUGGAAUGAACAGACCAUAUAACAUGUUUUCAUACAAUACAGUAUGGCUUGUGUGUCUCUAAUAUGGAUUAUGACAAAAGGGUGUGUGCUUGUAAGUAGAACUACAAAUGGAGACCAGAGAAGCAGAAUAUGAUAAUGAUACAAUGAAUAUUAUAAUUUAGGAAACUGUGAUGUUUCUGUGUGUGAAUGUAUGUACUUUGUAAGAAACAUUAUUAUUAGUUUAAAUAAUUUUAGUUGUAUAAAUAUGGCACAAUAUUUUAAGUGUUUUGUUGCAAUUGUAUAAGAUAAAAUAUACAGGUCAGAAAAAGCCUGAAGUGGAACAUGUUGUUGUAAAAUGUCAGAUUACAUUUUAGAAGAGCUAUCAUAUUAUUUCAUUUCAAUAUAGACAGUUGCUGCUUAGCUUAAACAGAACCACCAUCUCAGGAGAGGAAAGGAAUCACAAAGAUCUUUUCUAGGUGUAUUUUUUUUCUAUUGGCUAAGGUAACUUUACUGUACUUACUGUUCUUAUGAUGAAGAGAAACUUCCUUCACAGAAUUCAGUAAGAGCUUGCCUGUUGACUUCAGUGGAUUUCCUUGAAGAUGUUUAACUGAUAUACAUUGAAAAAUAAUGGAAAAAAAUCAGUUGCAAUGUUUGUUUUUACUUGGAAAUGGAGGAUAUUGUGCUACUGAAGAAAAACACCACCACCAGAAGUAUACAAGCCAUUUUUCAAAAUGUUUCCAUACCAUCUAUAUAGCUUGCUAAACCAAGCACUCUGCCAAUUGAAUAAAAAGGAGACAAUUACUCCUAUGCAAGAAAAGGACCUGGUCAGUUAAAGUAUCACUCAAGAAUGGAAAAACAAAUUCUGAUCUCAGUUCCAUCACUGAAAACCAGAAUAACCUCACUGACUGUUGUGGAAUUACUUAGAAUUUAAAAUGGUAUAACCAGAAUUAAAAAAAAAAAACUAGCUCAGAGUUCUCCACCAGUAAAGCAGACUACAGAUGUCUGAUAUGUUUGAUUUUGUUAAUUAGUCAUAUACACUAAAAUUCAGGCUUCAAAUAAUAAAAUUACUUUAAUUUCAUUCAUUUCUAAAAUGCAUUUAAUGCUACACCUUUUUUAAACAAAAAUGCCCUGCUGCUAAAUGUAAUGGUAUUCCUGUCUUCAUUAACAGGUCUUUUGCCAACCAAAAUUUGGAAUCCUAAAACACCACUGUCUCCCAUUACCUUAUUUACUCCCAUAUCACAUGAGCCUUUUUCCCAAAAAUCAGCCUCCCAAAAUUGGGGUAUGUGUCUUUAGUGAGGAAGCUGAUUUUCUAUCUACUAUAGAAACACCAUGCUUUCAUUCUUGAUUCAGGUUUGAUUCCUGCCCACAACAAUAGUGGCAUUUGUAUUCAGGCAGCUGAGGGAGUCUAUUUACUUAAUGGUUUACUGUACUCCACCGCUGUUCAUGAUUUUCCUUCCUUUUUAAUGGUCUUGAUGUUUGACUAAUCAAGCUAACCUUUCUCAAUGUUGCUGUCUUUUAGCUACCCCUGGUCCUUUUCCUUCUAUUUCACAGCUUUGUAGACUGCUUUUAGCACUUUCAAAAUCCUGGAUUCACCCAUGGAGACAAGUGUUCAGCAGCAAGGGUUUCAACUCUUGGUUAAACUAGAAAGGAAGGGGGAGUGAAUUGAAGAUCAGACUUUAUUCCUGUUCCGUGCAGCCAUAACUCCGGGAAAAAUCUAGGUUUUUCAUUCUGCCUUCCCAAAAACAAGGUGGGUGUCUUAUUUGGGGGCACGUGGUACACACAAAAAAACUCCAGUAGUUAGCUUUUCAGACACACCUGCAUGCCUACUGCUUUCAGGCAACAGGCAAGAGGAGGGUAGUGAAUCUGAACACAGGAAGGCUAAUGUUAUGGAGUAUAGGAAGGCUGGCACUAUAAAGUACUCAAAAAAUGUAAUGGCUUAACUUGAUACAUUUUGAGACAAUUCAUAACAUGAAUGAAAUAGACUGAAGUCUUGAAAUGGGCAUAUUGUAACAGAGGUUUGCUUUCAUGAAUUUCUGACUCAUCUCUGACAUUAACUGCCAGUUUUGUGACAGAUCAAUUAGAAGAGAUUGUGCUUGUCCACCUUACUUCUAUAUCAAGAAAAUGACUUGGAGUUCCUUCAACAUGUACAUGAGUACAGAUGUCACUGUACGUUGCCAGAAUUCAUCUUCCAUUGAAUACUACCUUUCUUAUGGAAAAUGUCAAGAAAAAUAUGAAGGUCAACAUUUAUACUACAACAUUAAAAUAUAUACAGAUGUGCAGCAAAAAAUGGAAGCAGUUUAAAAUAUGCAGAAUAUUUUUUCUUUAUUUUGACCUCUUUUAGAUAUGCCUUUUGCAUGACACUCAAUAAUUCUUCUAAAUUUAGAUAAAGAAACCAUUACUCUUUGCUACUAGAAAAAUUAUAAAUUAAUUUACAAGUCUAGCAUAACAGCAUGAAGGGUGUGAUCCAAACCCCAUGGAAGACACUUUUUUUCUAGCAAAAUAUUUAUAAUGUUUUGCAUUCUUUCCCUCAAAAGAAGAAAAAGCAAAACCCACCAGUACAUGUAAUGCAGUGCAUAUAAAAAAUCUGUUUUAAUAUUUUUCCUUCAAAUGUCCUGAUUUAGAGUUUUCAAAUGUUCACAGGACUUAACACAUAGAAAAGUUUUGGGGGCUACAGAAAACUGAGCAACGUAAUAUUGUAGUCAUAUAUCAUAUGACUGUACUAUAAAGUCUUUCUUGUUAUUCAUGUAGAUUUUUCAUCUAUCAAGAGAUAUGCGCAGAUAAUUUACAGUUGUUAAACUGCC